UAUAUAUAAAUGUAGGUUAAUUACUUAUGAUUCUAUCGAUGCUGGAGUGAGUCAGUCAGACUAUAACGUUACUUGUCUUUGAGAUCAUUUUGAGAUGAGAUAGAUAACUGACCACCUAGAGCAAAUUAAAUGGAGUCAGUUGAGUCUCACGUCAAACCAGAUGAUUCUGGCUCGAGAAUUCUUUCCCAAGAGGAGCUGGACAAGUUGAAAGACGACCGAGUAUUGGUGUCCGAAUUUAAGCAGCAGAAGCUUGAGAAAGAUGCCCAGAAGAACUGGGAUUUGUUUUACAAGCGGAAUACAACAAACUUUUUUAAGGACAGACAUUGGACGACUAGAGAAUUUGAGGAGCUGAAAGCAUGCAGAGAGUUUGUGUCCCAGAAGUUGGUGCUGCUGGAGGCUGGCUGUGGAGUGGGUAAUUGUAUUUUCCCACUUCUGGAAGAGGACCUCAAUAUCUUUGUGUAUGCCUGUGACUUCUCUCCAAGAGCUGUGGAGUUUGUGAAGCAAAAUUCUCUGUACUCUCCGGAGAGGUGUUUGGCGUUCCAGUGUGAUUUGACCAAAGAUGACCUACAGGAUAAUAUCUCUGCAGAAAGCGUGGAUGCAGCAACUCUCAUAUUUGUGCUUUCUGCUAUUCAUCCUGACAAGAUGCAACAAGCGCUUGUGAAUUUAUACAUGGUUCUAAAACCAGGUGGAGUGGUAUUGUUUAGAGAUUAUGGCCUGUAUGACCACGCCAUGCUCCGGUUUAAAUCGGGAAACAAGCUUGGGGAGAACUUCUACGUGAGGCAGGAUGGCACACGGUCCUAUUUCUUCUCUAAAGAGAUUCUGACCAAACUAUUCCAUGACGCUGGAUUUGAGACUGUGGUGAAUGAAUAUGUUCUGCGAGAGACCGUGAACAAGAAAGAGGGUUUAUGUGUGCCUCGCGUCUUCCUUCAGAGCAAAUUUAGACGCCCAGUGACCUUGAACAACCAAGUAUAAUAAUGUGGCAAAGUGAACCAAGGAUGUUGCAUAUUAUUGUCAAUUUAAAGAAUAGUAUAAAAUGUUAUUUCUUAUACAGUGAACACAUUUUUUGAUAGAAAUACAGCCAUGAACAUUUGUACAUACCAUGAUUUGAGGAAUUUUAUCCAUAUUGUUUUUUUUUUCUUC
Messenger RNA from Alosa alosa (allis shad), 1140 nucleotides. RefSeq names its product methyltransferase 6, methylcytidine (gene mettl6). Bases 130 to 972 code for a protein of 280 amino acids. The transcript is spliced from 5 exons. Lineage: Eukaryota; Metazoa; Chordata; Actinopteri; Clupeiformes; Clupeidae. The record is from RefSeq and is a predicted model, not a curated record.